AUGGGCUCGCUCCCGGUGCUCUCCCCGCCGGAAUGCGCGCCGCCUCCGACGGAGGGGACGCGGGCGACGGUGGCGGCGUCGGACCUGGCCACGCUCUUCGACGCGCAGCGCCGCCACCUCGACCACUUCUUCGACAUCGGCUCCGUCUUCCCCGGGGACGUCCUCGUGCUGCUCUCCAAGUCCGGCGCCUCCGACGAGCUGCUCGCGCUCGCGCCCUGCGCGCGCGCCAAGGGCGCCAAGCUCAUCUCGCUCACCUCCGCGGCCUCCGGCGCCGACUGCCCGCUCGCCGCCGCUUGCGACCUCAACGUGCACCUCCCGCUGCAGGGGGAGGUCUGCCCCUUCGGCCUCGCGCCCGUCACCUCCACCACCAUACAGAUGGUCUUCGGCGACACCGUCGUCGCCGCCAUCAUGGAGGCGCGCCGCCUCACCAGGGACCAGUACGCGUCAAACCACCCCGCCGGGAAAAUCGGCAAGACCCUCAUCUUCAAGGUUAAGGAUGUCAUGAAGAAACAAAACGAGCUUCCAUUGUGCAAGGAGGGAGAUAUGAUAAUGGAUCAACUUACUGAGCUCACUAGUAAAGGUUGUGGCUGUCUUCUUGUGGUUGAUGAUGGGUAUCAUUUGAUUGGAACUUUCACCGACGGAGACCUCCGGCGUACACUCAAGGCCAGUGGGCCAGCUAUUUUCAGUCUAACAGUUGGAGAGAUGUGCAACAGGAACCCAAGGACAAUCACCGCGGAUGCAAUGGCGGUUGAAGCCAUGGAGAAGAUGGAGUCACCCCCUUCACCUGUGCAGUUCCUGCCGGUCGUCGAUGACAAAAACGUCGUGUCUGGGAUCAUUACACUGCAUGGGUUGGUCUCCGCUGGAUUGUAA
Triticum turgidum subsp. durum (durum wheat) is the source of this 870-nucleotide messenger RNA. NCBI's taxonomy places the organism in Eukaryota, Viridiplantae, Streptophyta, Magnoliopsida, Poales, Poaceae. The record is from the annotation of a GenBank genome assembly.